UAAAAAUCAAAAACCAUAAACCCCCCCUCUCUCUCUCGUUCGGCCUUCUCUCUCGCCGUCAGCGCCGACCCCCCCACGGCGGCUCUCUUCACCGGCGACACCCUCUUCCCCUCGGCGGUCUUCUUCUUCCCCUCACCAUGGCCGAAAACAGCGAGAUUACUUCCCAAAAUAACUCCUCCAAACCUCCUCAUCUUGCUUUCACAACAUUCUCAAAUGUGAAACUUCAUGUCCCCGUUCCACUCAGUCUCUCCCAACCUAAUUACAAAAAGUGGAGCCGACUCUUUCUUCUUCUCGUUCGGCGGUUCAACCUCAAGGGAUACAUCGAUGGCUCCGUCGUCCCCCUCUCCGAUGACGACGACGAAUGGUUCCAACUCGACGCUCUCCUCCAGGGUUGGAUCCUCUCCACCAUCACUAAUGAGGCCUCAGAUCUGGUCAUCUCCUCUGUUUCUACUGCCUCUGCUCUCUGGAAAGUCAUCCACGACUUGUUCCACGACAACAAACAUGCCCGAGCUAUGCAAUUGGAGCAUGAAUUCCGCACGACGGUCAAGGGUAACUCAACCAUGGCAGCUUAUUGCCAACAACGGCAGAAUCUUGUCGACUGGUUGGAUGACGUGGAUGCACCAGUCUCCCAACACCAACUCGUCCUUCAAAUGCUUCGUGGUCUCCCUGCCGAUCUCCAGGCACAAACAUCAUUCAUGCAAUUUCAGGAUCCCAUGCCCAUGUUUCUGCAGGAAAAACAAGGAGUGAGAGACGGGGAAAGAACCCAGAAAAUUUAUCUGGGGUUUUCUCUAUCAUCCUUCUUGUCUGUAAUUCAUCUUUUCAGAAGGAGCCGAGGGAAUUUCAUGGAGUCUCAGGCUUUGGUCGCUCUGGGUCUCUCAAUGUUGGGUGGACUAAGUACCUCUUUAGGUGCUUUGUUUGUGAUCAUAAAUCCUGCCCCUGACUUGAAGAUGCUUGGUCUUUUGCAGGGUUUUGCUGCUGGUCUUAUGUUGAGCAUAUCAUUCCUAGAUUUGGCUCAUAAUGCUUUGAACUCUAUUGGGUUCUUAAGGGGAAACCUUUGGUUCUUUGCAGGGGCUGCUUUCUUUGCUCUCAUUUCAAGCUUCAUCCCAGAACCUACUCUUUCUCCCAUUUCAGAUGCCCAGAACAAAAUGGUUUAAAUCUUCUUAUCUACCCAAGUAUUUCAGUAUUUUUCCCUAUGAGUUUGAUUAUUAAACUGCUUGUAUUCAU
Messenger RNA from Cuscuta campestris, 1224 nucleotides. The record is from the annotation of a GenBank genome assembly. Lineage: Eukaryota; Viridiplantae; Streptophyta; Magnoliopsida; Solanales; Convolvulaceae.